CAAGUCCAUCACUGCCAACUGACGAGUGCUGCAUCGCUUGAUCACCCACCGCCAAAAUGACGAUCAAGCACAACCAACAGAUCCAGCACAACCACUUCCGCAAGGACUGGCAACGCCGUGUCCGCACGCACUUCGACCAGCCCGCCAAAAAGUUGAAGCGUCGCAACGCACGGAUCGAAAAGGCCGCGAAGGUUGCCCCUCGUCCUGUCGACAAGCUCCGACCUAUUGUGCGCUGCCCCACGGUCAAAUACAACCGCCGCGUACGAGCUGGUCGCGGUUUCACAUUCGCCGAAUUGAAGGAGGCUGGCAUCCCACGGAAACUCGCACCCACCAUCGGCAUCUCCAUCGACCCACGCCGUCAGAACCUCUCCGAAGAAUCCCUGGCUGUCAAUGUCGAACGCUUAAAAGCCUACAAGGCCCGCAUCAUCCUCUUCCCCCGCAACGCCAAGUCGCCGAAGAAGGGCGAGGCUUCCGCCGAGGAGAUGAAGAAGCACCGUGAGAGCGGCCACGAGGACAAGGUGAAGACCACCAAGAGCCACUUCCCGAUCAGCAACAAGGCCGUCUUCGAGGAGGGCAAGAUCGCGGACUACCCGAGCGAGGAGGGUGCGUACAGGAAGCUCCGUGUUGCGCGCAGCGACGCUCGUCUGGUCGGCAAGAGGGAGAAGAGGGCGAAGGCGAAGGAGGAGGAGGCCGCUGCAUCGAAGAAGUAGGUGCGAGCAAUAGGCAUAGUACUUUGCAUGGACUCGAACGAGGGGUGACAGAGGUAGCCCGAAUUCAAGGAUACUUCUCUUUGUAACGAACUCUCUGAGCCACCCUGUGGGUUCCAAACCAUACCUCGCAUCUGCCAUCUCCAUAGCCUUUCCGUCACAUUCUAAUCUUGUUCCCCUGGGUAGUUCACAAGCAUAUAUGAGUGUUGUCCAAGCCC
Messenger RNA from Neohortaea acidophila, 925 nucleotides. Its product is annotated as 60S ribosomal protein L13. NCBI's taxonomy places the organism in Eukaryota, Fungi, Ascomycota, Dothideomycetes, Mycosphaerellales, Teratosphaeriaceae. Gene Ontology annotation, molecular function: RNA binding; structural constituent of ribosome. Gene Ontology annotation, cellular component: cytosolic large ribosomal subunit; ribosome. Gene Ontology annotation, biological process: translation. The coding region runs from base 57 to 710 and encodes 217 amino acids. The record is from RefSeq and is a predicted model, not a curated record. The transcript has 5 exons.